This is a messenger RNA of Eucalyptus grandis, 987 nucleotides long. RefSeq lists its product as uncharacterized. NCBI's taxonomy places the organism in Eukaryota, Viridiplantae, Streptophyta, Magnoliopsida, Myrtales, Myrtaceae. The transcript has 3 exons. The coding region runs from base 1 to 987 and encodes 328 amino acids. The record is from RefSeq and is a predicted model, not a curated record.
AUGAAAGCACCUGAAAUACUCAAAUUGACUUCGACCAUUGUCCUUGAUGCUGCAUCUAGCGGAAUCUUUGAAAUAGUCAAGUUAUGUCUUGAGCAUUCUCCGGAGUUGAUGUGGAAUAAACAAUUCACAAAAGAACUGAUGAAAGAAAUUGUGAAGGGAAGGCAUGUUGAGUUAUUUAGACUAAUGAAUGGAUACAACACAAUCCCAAAUUUGAGGUACGAUAUUCAGAGGAAUUGCGACCUGAUGGCGGCACUAGUAGAAUGGUCCCCAGGAUAUGUACCAACAGAUGUUUCUGGAGCAGCUUUUCUUAUGCAAAGGGAACUUCAAUGGUUUGAGGUGCUGGAAGAUAAGAGUCCUCCUUUGAUAAAAAGUCUAAAAUUUGAGGUAAAAGAAGAUAAGAGCAGUCCUUCUAAAAGUCUGGAAUUGAAAGAAACAAAAGAAAGGAACGGGAAGACAUACUGGGGAGUUUUUGUAGAACAGCGAAAAGAUUUGGUCAAAGAGGCGGGGCAAUGGAUGAAGGAGACGUCAUCAUCUUGUAGCGUCAUAUCAACCCUCAUCUUUACAGUAGCUUUUACAAUACCUGGAAGCAACGAUAGGGGUAACCCAGUCUUUCUAAAAAGGGACUCAUUCUUGGUAUUUACCGUUGCAAAUGCUUUAUCUCUCUUCUCCUCUGUCACCGCCACCUCGAUGUUCUUAGCUAUCCUAACCUCACGCUAUGCCGCAGAAGAUUUUCUUCAUUCACUACCAAGCAAAAUGAUACUGGGCCUCACUUUUCUCUUCCUCUCUUUCGUCUUCAUACUCGUGGCUUUUGGCUCUGCUCUUGUGAUUGUCCUAAGUGAACAAUGGAAGUGGAUUUACAUCCCCAUUACUUUGUUGGUGGUCAUCCCUGUCAUAUUGUCUGCAAUACUAAAGCUUCCCUUGUAUGUUGAAAUGGUUGAAUCCACCUAUUGGCCUCGCCUCUUCCGUCCUGUGAAGAUUUGGAAAUGA